This is a messenger RNA of Cladocopium goreaui, 2871 nucleotides long. The record is from the annotation of a GenBank genome assembly. NCBI's taxonomy places the organism in Eukaryota, Dinophyceae, Suessiales, Symbiodiniaceae.
AUGGAGCGUCCUGCACCUCAUGCUAAUUCCAUGAUCUCAGCCGCGGCUCUUCGAAGUCGUAGUCGGCCUAAUGAAGGUCAUCCACACCCAGCUCAUGCAGCCUUCACAGCGCCUCCAGGAUUGCCAGCUCCAGCAGAAGCACAGAACAUGCCAAGUAGCCAGCAACUUUUGUUGCAGUUGGUUCAGUCACAGCAGGUGCAGAACCAGUUGCUACAGCAACAGAUGGAUGUGCUCAGGCAGCAAACACAGACACCCACGGCAUACAACAAUCCAGAAGACAUGCUCGGCACUUUCGAUCCUUCGCUCCAACCUGUUUUGAAGGAGUGGGCCUGUGACUAUCGCAAUGCUCUGCAACAGCAUGUCACACAAGCCAAUUUGCAGCAGAAGUAUCAAGACAUUGCAGUGUCUGGUGAACUUCACAAGCAGUUCCAAGAUGAAAGCACCAGAAGUUGGCAGUGGCCUCAGGCUUUCAAAGCCAACGCCCAGGAGUUGACCACAACUUCGGCUUUGCUUGAAGAAGGUCAGAGGGACAUGUACAGAGCUGACGUUGCAGGUCCGUUCGACAUUGAGGCAGCAUUCAGAGCUAUGAGACGCCGGCAUGCUCAGGAAUGCCAGAGCUUUGUGUUUGCUUACCAGCGACAGUGCGCAGCUUUCUUUGAGGUGUUUGCUGAACUGGUCUUCCGAACAGAGCAUCCGAAGGCCAUGUCCAAGCAGGAGAAGGACAAGGAAUCCAAACAGAAGAGAAAGGAUGAACUUACAAAAGCUGAAGCCGAGUUCAGGAUUAUGGACGUCAAUAAGAUUUUGGCCAUGGCAGUGUUGGAAUUUGCAACUCUGUCAGGAAAAAGCGGAACACAGAAGUCACAGCAUGUCGUACCAACCACUGGUGCCCUGGCCUAUUUUGUCAAGCAGCAUCCAGAUUCGGCAAAGAAGUACAAUAUCUCGGUCGGCUCAACUGUGUCCAAGCCCAAGUCCAAGCCCAUGGGAUCCAAUGACAAAGAUCGUGGCAGAUCGGGCUCCAGAACGUCUAUCAAGAGUAGGCAGUCCAGCCUUGGUUCGCACAGAUCCCGCCAGUCUGCGAAGAGUGCCAAGUCUUCGAGGGCUUCUAGGGCAUCCAGCAGAAACAAAAGCAAGGGCAAGGGUAAGGGCAAGGGCAAAGGAAAGCAGACCCGAGGCAAAGGGCAGUCCAAGGGCACCGGUCAUAAGCAAGGCGGAAAGUUUGUGGCGGACAGAUGUGCCAGUUCAGCUGCUAAAGUCUUGACAAGCGUUUCUGCUUUGGAAAGGUCUUUGAAUACGGCAGUGUUUUUUGACAGACAUGCACUUGAACCUACCUUUUUCAGACGUUGCCGUCUCCGAACUGCUUGGAAGCCCAAAGAGGAUCCAAUCAUUUCUGCAUAUGGCAGGCUGCUGCGAGAAGAACUCAGUAGCUAUUCUCCUCGAGAACUUGUCAAAAAUGAAGAUUUCAUUGACAAAGCUGCUCGGAAAUGGCUAUGGCAACACCGACGUGAAAUCAGCGUAGUGGAUUGCGACAAGAACCUUGGUGAUGCAAUUGUGCCCAAGCACUGGGUUAGGCAAGAGUGCUUGAGAUUGCUGGAGGAAGCCUCGUACAAAGUCUCCCGCGCAGACUUCCUGGAUUCCUCUGCCAAUUUGAAAUUCCUGCUGGAUAGUUUUUUGCAGCAAUCAGUGCUUGCGGGUUCCAUAUCCACCAGACUAGCAGCGUUCAUCCGCAAGGAUUUCGGUUCCAAAAAUGUUGGCAGUUUUCGACUCAGAGUGAAGUUGCACAAGUCCCCAGUGGUAGGCAGGCCAAUCAUGAACCUGAGCAAGGCUUGGUUUAGCCCCUUGUCAGUUUUUCUCACUGAAGCGCUGGCGCCUAUGCUACAAAGACAGCUGCAUGUCAUUCAGUCUUCGCAAGAUCUUGUGAAACAGCUUGUGGAUUGCGUUGUCCCUCCUGGUUUUGCUUUGUUCACGUUUGAUGUGCGGAAUCUAUACCCCAGCAUUGACCAACGGCAUUUCCUCAGUGUCAUAGCCAGCAAAGUGAGGUCUUUCUGGAGUUCGAAGCCCAGUUUUGGGGCCAUGAUAGUCAAGCUCAUUGAGUUUCUGCUUGCCGUACAAUAUGUCGAAUUUGAAGCAGACAUAUGGCAUGUACAAAGUGGUCUACCUACUGGAUUGCAAGCCUCCGUCGUGUUUGCCAACUUGUACCUUGCUGCUUUUGACGAUUUUCUUGUUCAGAGAUGUUCCUGGAUUUUCAUGUGGAAGCGUUACAUAGAUGAUGCUUUUGCAAUAUUUCCUCUGGACUCAAAAGACGAGUGUCUUCAAGAACUCAACAUCUGGCAUCCGAACAUCGUUUGGGAGAUGUCUGGUUCCGGUAUGGCAGUGAAUUUCCUGGAUCUUAGUUUGACACUGCAGAUGGGAGAUCGUUCCAUUUGUUUUGAGACUUUCCGAAAGCCGCAGAACGCAUACUUGUACUUGCCACGGACUUCAUGUCACCCACCCAGUGUGUUCAAAGCUUUGGUGAUUGGUGAGACGCAGAGGCUACACCGAACAAACCGGAAGAAUGCCAAAGCUUUUGCCAAGCACCUAGACCUGUUUUUUGACAAACUGCAACACAGAGGCUACUGCAAAGAGGAGGCACGACGCCUUGCCAUGCAAACUGUCAAGAAACUAGAAUGCUCGACAGCCAGUCAGCAGCAACCACGAAAGUUCUUUUUCCGCCAGCAGUACAGUUCUUCUUUGAACGUCUCAGUCAUAAAACGUGUUUUGAAAAAACACGCGUCUCUUGUGCAGUCUAGGUUCACUUCUCGUGUAGAAGUUUUUCUUUCCUAUAGCAUCCAAUGCAACAAUUUCAGGAGAAAUUUCAGUUUGAAUUGGCACUAA